Molecule: messenger RNA, 543 nt
Organism: Penicillium paradoxum
Lineage: Eukaryota; Fungi; Ascomycota; Eurotiomycetes; Eurotiales; Aspergillaceae
Product: putative pathogenesis associated protein Cap20
Exons: 2
Coding region: 1-543 (180 amino acids)
Source: RefSeq, a predicted model, not a curated record
AUGGGUGAACCGGUCGUCAACGGCGAGAAGCACUACUCUCAAUUCAUCGAUCAUCUCACCUCCUACCCUAUCGUCUCAGACUCUAUUGCCUACUACAAGGGAAAUCCCUACGGAGCCAAGUCCCUCGAAUUCGCCGACCAAGGCUACACCCGUCUCGCUAAGCCCGUUCUGCCAUACUUCUCCACUCCUUACAGCUAUGUCGCACCCUACAUCGCCCGUGCCGAUUCUCUCGGCGACAAGGGUCUGACUGAGAUUGACACCCGUUUCCCUAUCAUCAAGGAGGAUACUGAGAAACUGCGCGGCUCCAUCUACAACAGUGCCUCCCUGCCCGUCCGCGUCGUCGGGGAUGUCAAGCACCAUGUCUAUGAUAUCUAUGGCUCCGAGUACAAGAAAUGCGGCGGUGAUGGUGUCUUCGCAUCCGGCAAGGCUGUUGUCACUACCAGUUUGGUCCUGUCGCAAGAGUCACUAGCUUGGGUCAGCGCUUUCCUGCAGACCAGGAAGGAAGAAGCGAAUGAGGUUGUCAAUGCAAAGAAUAGCCAUUGA